GUGUUUGCCCGCCCGCCACCGUCACUGACUCAAGGUGAAAAUCAGCCAAUCACCCAUUUUCUUCUUGCCCUCAUCAAUGUAAGCGGUCACAUUCCUGUGACAUUCUUCGCUCAGUCGACUCUGUGUAAUAAUCGGAGAAAAUCCCCCCUUAGGUUUUUUUUUAAAAGCGAAAAAAAACCCUAGGGUUAGUAGUGAGUAGUCUAUGGCGGUGACAGUACCGGCGAGCACGAGUUUGUGGGAUGGAGUGUUAGAAAUGACAAAAUCUGCUCAAAGUAAGGGCGCUGACCCGUUGAUGUGGGCGGUUGAGCUCUCUUCUUCGCUCUUGUCUGCAGGAGUAUCCAUGCCUUCAACUAAGGUCGCUGAAUUACUCGUUUCUCACAUCUGUUGGUCCAAUAACGUUCCAAUUGCUUGGAAGUUUCUCGAGAAAGCGCUCUCCAUUAGAAUCGUUCCGCCAAUGCUCGUUCUCGCGCUUCUUUCCAACAGAGUAAUCCCAAGCCGAAGAAGCCACCCUGCUGCCUACAGGCUUUAUUUGGAGCUCCUUAAAAGGCACAUUUUUCCAUUAGCUUCGGAAAUUAAUGGUCCAAACUAUCACAAGAUCAUGGAAUCUAUAAAUGAUGCUCUUCACCUCUACCAGAAAUUUGGUCUGGAGUCAAGUGAACCUGGGAUUAUCUUGGUUGAAUUUAUAUUUUCAGUAGUGUGGCAGUUACUUGAUGCGUCACUGGAUGAUGAAAACUUGCUGGAACUUGUACCUGAUAAGAAGUCUAUAUGGCCUAUCAAAUCACUCGAGAUGGAAAUCGAUGAUUUUGGAGAAAAGAAAACUGAUUCUCACUCUCACCAGGGACUCUACAAAAUGAACACCACAAUGGCCAUUGAGAUUAUCGUACAACUUUUCCGUAAUAAAGCAACUUCCAGAAUUUUGAACCUGGCACGCCAGAAUAUGUCUGCACAUUGGAUGUCUUUCAUUCAUCAUUUGAGGCUGCUCGUAGCAAACUCAACAGCUGUGAGAAAUUCAAAAGAUAUAAUUCCUGAGGCUCUUUUGCAGUUAACAUCUGAUAACCCUGUACAACUGUCCAGGGAAUGCAAAGGCAAAACAAUAUCUCUGCAACAGUUUCAUGCAAUAGCUGCUUGUGGAUCACUUAUAUCAUCUGCAGGCCAAAGUCAUGGGGCUAGCCGUUCAGCUAUUUGGCUUCCAAUUGAUUUGUUCCUUGAAGACACUAUGGAUGGUUAUGUAGUGGCUGCCACCAGUGCAUCUGAAACUCUCACUGAUCUGCUAAAAGCUCAUCAGGCAAUUACUCAGGCCUCCUGGCAGGACACUUUCCUUGGCUUAUGGAUUGCAGCUUUGCGACUUGUUCAAAGGGAAGGGGAAGCUGUUGAGGGUCCAGUACCUCGCCUUGAUACAUGUUUAUGCCUGCUAUUAUGUACGACAACUCUUGCAGUUGUUAAUAUUAUUGAAGAAGAGGAGAAUGCUUUGCUUCAAGAAGAUGAUGAUAAACAUCCACAUCAAGGGAGCGAAACACAAAUUCUUGGAAAUUGUCGCAAGAGCCUUGUUUCUAGUCUACAACAAUUGGGUGAUUUGGAAGGCCUACUGACCCCACCACCAUCCGUGACUUCCAUAGCAAAUCAAGCAGCUGCAAAAGCUAUUAUGUUUUUCUCGGGUAUACCAGUUGGAAGUGGUUACCUUGAUGGUGUGAGCUUCAAUGACAUGCCAGUCAAUUGUGCUGGAAAUUUGAGACAUCUGAUUGUUGAGGCAUGUAUUGCAAGGAGUCUUCUGGACACAUCAGCAUAUCUGUGGCCUGGCUAUGUGAAGGGACACAGCAACCAAAUACCUCGCGCUGUUUCUGGCCAGAUGCCUGGCUGGUCAUCAUUGAUGAAGGGGUCUCCUUUGACUACUCAAAUGAUGCAUACUCUGGUAUCAAUUCCAGCUUCAAGCUUAGCAGAGAUCGAGAAAAUAUAUGGAAUUGCAAUCAACGGUUCAGAUGAGGAGAAGAUUUCUGCUGCAACUGUCCUAUGCGGAGCAUCCCUGACCCGCGGUUGGAAUAUACAGGAACAUAUUGGGUCUUUCAUCAUUAAGCUGUUGGCACCUCCAGUUCCUGUGGAUUAUUCUGGGAGCGAGAGCCAUUUGAUAGUUUAUGCUCCCAUGCUAAAUGUUCUUCUUGUUGGGAUAUCAUCUAUUGAUUGCGUUCAGAUUAUUUCUUUACAUGGCUUGGCCCCACAUCUUGCUGGUGUGUUGAUGCCCAUAUGUGAGGUUUUUGGAUCAUGUUCGCCUACAGUUUCUUGGACACUUCCAACUGGGGAACAUUUAUGUCCCCUUGCUGUAUUCUCAAACGCAUUCACUCUUCUUCUAAAGCUAUGGAGGUUUCAUCAACCACCUCUUGAACACGUGAUGGGGGAUGUAACCCCUGUAGGAUCCCAGCUAACACCAGAGUUCCUGUUGCUGGCACGCAAUUCCCAGUUAGCAUCAUGUGUCAAUUCACUUGAUCCAAAAAACAGAAGGGGGAUUUUUGGGAGGAGUAAUCUGUCAUCUUUAGAGCCGAUAUUUUUGGAUUCUUUUCCAAAACUGGCGUUUUGGUACAAACAGCAUCAAGCGUGUAUUGCUUCAACUCUCUCGGAUCUUAAACCUGGAACUUCCGUGUACCAAAUUUUUGAUGCCCUUUUGAAUAUGAUGUUUAGAAAAAUGAAUAGAGGUGGUCAGUGUACUUCAACAUCUGGGAGCAGUAGCUCAUCUGGAUCCAUACCUGAGGAUUGCACUCUUCGUCUUAAGCUUCCUGCUUGGGAUAUUCUGGAAGCUGUUCCUUUUGUGCUUGAUGCUGCUUUGACAGCCUGUGCUCAUGGAAGAUUGUCUCCCCGUGAACUCACUACAGGGCUGAAAGAUCUUGCUGACUUCCUUCCUGCAUCCAUGGCAACUAUAGUAAGUUACCUUUCAGCAGAAACAACACGGGGUCUAUGGAAGCCUGCAGCCAUGAACGGGACUGACUGGCCAAGUCCUGCCACGAGUUUAGCCAUGGUCGAGAAAAACAUGAACAAAAUAUUGUCCGCCACUGGUGUCGACGUUCCAAGUCUUUCUGCAGGGGGGACUACGCCAACACUUCCUUUACCUAUGGCUGCCCUAGUGAGCCUCACAAUAACCUAUAAAGUGGAUAAAGUCUCUGAACCUGUCCUAAACCUAGCUGCACCAGCCUUAAACACCCUCGGGGCAAGCUGCCCAUGGCCAUGCAUGGCCAUCAUCUCUGCUCUUUGGGUUUCAAAGGCCAAACGUUGGACUGACUAUCUGGUUUUCUCCGCAUCCCGGACCGUAUUCCAUCACAGCAGUGACGCCGUUGUCCAGCUUCUUAGAGUUUGCUUCUCAUCAGCCAUCGGCCUACCUAUCUCCUGUGGUGGUGUCGCCUCCGCCGGUGGUGCCGGUAGUCUUCUCGGCCAUGGCUUCGGGUCCCACUGCUCCGGCGGGAUUUCUGCGGUGGCCCCGGGAAUCCUCUACUUGCGAGUCCACCGUAGCGUUAGAGACAUCAUGUUUAUGACUGAAGAAAUCGUGUCUUUAUUAAUGCAUACAGUCAGAGAUAUCGUAUCAUUGGAAGUACCUGUUGAAAAACUGAGAAAACCUAAAAACGGGAUGGUGAUGAGAUACGGAGAGGUUUCAUUAUAUUCAGCCAUGACCCGUAUCAAGCUAGCAGCCUCCCUUGGGGCCUCGCUUGUCUGGAUCACAGGCCGGUUAAAUUUGGUACAAUCUUUAAUCAAAGAAACGUUACCUUCGUGGUUCAUAUCGGGCCACAAAUCUGACCCGAGUAAAGGCGACUCGGGCGGGAUGACCGGAAUGCUGAUGGGGUAUGCGUUAGCAUACUUUGCGGUGCUUUCGGGGGCGUUUGCGUGGGGCGUUGACUCCACAUGUUCGGCAUCUAAAAAACGGGCGGUUAUUCUUGGGGGACAUUUGGAGUUUAUGGCGAGUGCACUUGAUGGAAAGAUUUCGCUUGGGUGUAAUAAAGCGACAUGGAGGGCAUAUGUGUCUGGUUUUGUGAGCUUGAUGGUGUUGUGUGCACCCAAGUGGGUAGGUGAGGUGGAUGUGGAGGUUUUGAAGAGGCUAAGUAAGGGAUUAAGGAAGUGGGAUGAGGAUGAGCUUGCUUUGGCAUUGCUUGGGAUUUCUGGAGUGAAUGCAAUGGGUGCAGCUGCUGAAAUGAUAGUUAAGUCUUCCGUUUAAUCAGGAGGUAGGGCAGGGCUAGUUUAGUUUGUUUGUGUAAAUAUAAAACAAACUGCCUUCCGCUAAAAGGGCCAUUGGUAACUAUAUUGUCUGAGACUGAGCACAGCACAACACUGCACACAGGAAAGGAAAUAUUCCUUUUGCCCAGAUGUUUGUGGACUGCUCAUGACGUUAAGUUUGUUACAUGUCCUUUCUUGCAAAACAAGUAUCAUUCAUGUUAAUCAAACUGUUUUGAUUGUUAAA
Lactuca sativa (garden lettuce) is the source of this 4432-nucleotide messenger RNA. RefSeq names its product mediator of RNA polymerase II transcription subunit 33A. The record is from RefSeq and is a predicted model, not a curated record. Gene Ontology annotation, biological process: regulation of phenylpropanoid metabolic process. Gene Ontology annotation, cellular component: mediator complex. Lineage: Eukaryota; Viridiplantae; Streptophyta; Magnoliopsida; Asterales; Asteraceae.